AUGACAUUCUCGGCGAAGAAAGUCGCUAUUAUUGGCGCUGGAGCAGGCGGAUUAGUCACAUUGAACGAGCUCUUACAUACUGCUAGUGACGGAUCUUCGACUAUUGAUAAGGAAAAAGAACGCCAUGCACUGCCGGCUAAUGGAGCAUUUUCAGAGAUAACAGUUUUCGAACAGAAUAGCUCGAUCGGAGGUGUUUGGAAUUAUAGCAACGAGAAAGACGAGGGAUUCCCUUCUGGAGUAGUUGAGUACUACAAGCCCUCAGAGGUGAGGCCAACAAAAACUCCACCUGAAAGUUUGGACUCGACAUCGAGAGAGGUCCCUAUUGAGUCGAAGUCAUUGCCGGGGCUAAGAUGGAAUAAAAGUGGGAUUUAUGAUGGUCUCUUUACUAAUAUUCCUGGUGAACUGAUGAGAUUCACCUCAGGCCCGCCGUCUGUUGCCACAAAUGAUGGGGUGUACGCACCAUUUGUCACACACGAUCAUGUGCUUCGUUACUUGAAGAAUUUUACGAGUGUCAACGGUCUGGAGAAAUAUAUACGAUUCAACUCUUCCGUUGAAAAAGUGUACAAAGAUCCGGAGACCGGAAAGUGGGUUCUGCAAGUAGUGGAAAGAAAGGAUAAUGCUGAUAAUUGGUACCAAGAGACUUUCGAUGCGGUCGUUGUGGCCAUAGGAAAAUUCAAUAUUCCUCACUUCCCAAAAGUGAAAGGUUUGCGCGAGUUCGCAGCAAAGCACAAGAACGUCAGCCAUGCCAAGUCUUACAGGAAUCCGUCCGACUUCAGGAAUAAGAAAGUGCUAAUUGUGGGGAGUAGCAUCAGUGCCGUUGACAUUUUGCAGUAUCUUAUACCUGUCUGCAAAGAGGUGCAUGUAUCAGCCAACACACUGCCUGGGCAAGAACUAAAGAACAACAAAGAAGCCGGAAAAAAAUGGAUAUCUGAUGUGUUGAUGGAUCCUGCGUUGCUAAUACGUCUUCACCCAAAAAUCAGACAGUUUCUGGAAGACUCAGUUGAGUUCAUCGAUGACCAAGUCGAAAGCUUUGACAAAAUCAUUCUAGCAACAGGAUACCACACACACUACCCGUUCCUCAGCAUACCAGAAAAUGAAGGAAAAGGCUAUGUUAACGUGAGUACCGAUGGUGAAGAUGCCACACAACACAACAUUGUCAGGAACCUAUAUUUAUACACUUUUUCCAUUGGUGACUCUUCACUGUGUCACAUUGGAAUUCCAAGUACGCCACUGUUUUUCCUUAUUUGCGAGGUGAGUGCAAUAGCAGUUGCAGGCGUGUGGUCUAAUGCUAAAGCUCUCCCCUCCAAAGAAGAACAGAGGCAAUGGGUCGAGGACGCCUUUGCACUUCAAUCUGCAGGAACUAAGAGAGUAACGUCUGAUGCGGCUACAGAGCUUUAUAACAAGAUUCAUAGCCUGGGGCCGCGUGGAAGAUACAACUUCUUUAAGUCCAAUGUCAUUGACGAUCCAGAGAAGGCCAAGAUUAUACUUAAAGACCUGUUCUACAAAAUAGUUAAGGGUAAAAUUGAAGUCUGA
Messenger RNA from Ogataea angusta, 1533 nucleotides. RefSeq lists its product as uncharacterized. Bases 1 to 1533 code for a protein of 510 amino acids. Gene Ontology annotation, molecular function: N,N-dimethylaniline monooxygenase activity; flavin adenine dinucleotide binding; NADP binding. The record is from RefSeq and is a predicted model, not a curated record. NCBI's taxonomy places the organism in Eukaryota, Fungi, Ascomycota, Pichiomycetes, Pichiales, Pichiaceae. The transcript has a single exon.